Gambusia affinis (western mosquitofish) is the source of this 1418-nucleotide messenger RNA. Its product is annotated as C3a anaphylatoxin chemotactic receptor-like. The record is from RefSeq and is a predicted model, not a curated record. Gene Ontology annotation, biological process: complement receptor mediated signaling pathway; positive regulation of cytosolic calcium ion concentration; phospholipase C-activating G protein-coupled receptor signaling pathway. The transcript is spliced from 3 exons. Lineage: Eukaryota; Metazoa; Chordata; Actinopteri; Cyprinodontiformes; Poeciliidae. Gene Ontology annotation, cellular component: plasma membrane. Bases 106 to 1068 code for a protein of 320 amino acids. Gene Ontology annotation, molecular function: G protein-coupled receptor activity; complement receptor activity.
GAUUCAGAGUCACCAGCAGAAGAGUCAGCUGCAGUUCAUUUCACAGGUGCACUGCUUUGGCUUAAGACAAGACAUUGUUCUACAAGAGAGGUUCACAGCAGCAUAAUGUUUUCCAACAGCUCACUGCCUCCUAGCAGUAAGAAUGAUCCCAACAAUAUGGUUACUGAAGCCAUUAUGGAAACCAUAAAAACCGUCCUCGUUACACUGACCGUGGUGUUUGGGAUCACAGGGAACUCUGUGGUGAUCUGGGUUGCAGGAUUCAAGCUCAAGCAGAAAGUUAUCAAUGUGUGGCUGGUGAACCUGGCGAUAGCCGACUUCAUCUUCUGCAUUACACGUGUUUUCUCCCUGAUCAAGAAACUCUUCUUUGACCACUGGCCCUUUGGAGAAUUUCUCUGCAGGUUUCAUGGCUUCUUUAAAUACGCCAACAUGUUCUGCUCCGUCUUCCUGUUGGCUGUGAUCAGUUUGGACAGGAUGCUCUGUGUGUGGAGGCCCUUCUUUGCAAAGCAACAUCGUACCCUGUGUGCUGCCAGGGUGGUGGCAGUUUGUGUCUGGAUCGCAGCCAUCCUCCUCAGUAGUCCCUUCUUGUUCUACAGCCACUUCCAGCUGGGAGAAAACAACAAGAGCAAAUGUUCUUUGGAGACAAAGAAGGGAGACAACACCACCAAAGUUGCUCUGUACUUAAACAGGUUCCUGUGUGGCUUUGUUUUCCCUUUCUUGAUCAUUCUUAUCUGUUACAUCCUGACUGCCAUCGGUAUCCGACGCACUCGCCUUGUAGGAAAGACACGCCCCCUGCGUAUCCUGGCAUCGCUGGUCAUUGCAUUCUUCUUGUGCUGGGGUCCUUACCACUGUCUGCUCCUGGUGAAGAUGGUGGAUAAAGAGAAUGCAGUGCUGAAAAUCUGGCAGCCUUUGGCCAAUGGCUUUGCCUACUUUAACAGCUGCGUGAACCCGCUGCUGUACUUCUGCAUGGGGCUGGAUGUGAAGCCGGAGCUGCGAUGGAGUCUAAUAGGAAUUUGUAAGAAAGCUCUGACUGAUGAUAGUGAAGAACAGGUGAUCCAGUCAGAUGACUGAAAAAGCAUUGCAUCAAAAUAAAACUUUGUGUUUGGAGAAAAAACAGAAGUUAAAGUUUCUUUUUGGUUUGAAAUGUAAAAUAUUUGUGUCAGAUGGAGUUGCACAACAUAUUCAAUUCAACUAAGCAUCUCACUUUUUUUUUUUUUACCAAAACAAGUACUUUCUGUUGUUUUUUUGUGUGUGUGCUUGUGAUUUACAAUGAAGGGAGAAAGUCAAAGUGUCUGUUUAUGAAAGAAUGAAAAAGCAGAAGGAAGUGAAAGUUUUCAAGGAAGUCCAGUAAUAUUUAUGAUUCAGUAAGUUUUGACAAAGAUCAAGAGGAACAAAUAAAAUGAAGUUGUAUGGAAAGUGAA